AUGAGGCCAGUGCCCCCGCUGCUACUCCUCGCUCUGCUGGCUGUCGACGCCCUCCAUCUCGUUACAGCAGGCAACAUCCUACCAGGAGCAGCAGGGGUAGAAAACAGAGGGCAGAAGGUGUGGGCCAGAGAGGGGAGUUCGACUCUGCUGCCCUGCUACCUGAGCCCCAGGAAGCGCGGGAAGAGUAGGAAACAGCUGUCUGACAGGACAUCCGUGCUCUGGAAGCGGCACGGGGCAAGUGCCCCCCAGGAGCUGCACGUGGUGCUGGAGGUGGAGUACACAGGCCUGCGGAAGACGGCUCUGCCCAUGAGGCCACGGGUGUCAGUCUUGGACUCUGCCUUACGCAAUGGCAAUUUCUCCCUGCGUAUCAACCCAGUCAGGAGUGACGAUGCGGGUCUGUAUGAGGCACAGGUGACCUACAACACGGAGGUCCGGAGCUGCCAGGUGGAGCUGGGGGUAGUUACAGUAACCCUCAGUCCACCCAGACCUGUGGUAGAAAAUGAGCCGCUUCUGCUGAGCUGCAAUUCUAGCCACCGGGCCAGUCUGGUGGAGACAUGCUGGUUUCACAAUGGGCGUCCAGUCCUCAACUCUGGGACCUUCUGCUCCUUGCAUGGGGCUCUCUACAUCCUCCGGCCCACUGUGAGUGACUCAGGAUCCUGGCACUGCCAGCUCAGAUACGCCGAUAAUGAAAUCGUUUCUGCCACACACAGUCUGCAAAUUCUAGGUUUCGAUGGCCCAACCAACCCUGUGGUCUAUGCCGCAGCUGGCUCUGCAGUUGACCUGCCAUGCACCCUGAACUACCUGCCCAGUGCCUUUGGGAUCCAUGUGGUGAAAGCCCAUUGGAGCCACUUUGCAGGAGGACACUUGCAGAACUGGAGCAUCUUGCAGAACCAGAGCAACAGAAGCUUCCCCCUUCAUCUCCCCGUGGUGGGGCCGGUUGAUGCAGGGCGGUAUUGCUGCGCUGUUGCUGUUGGCAACAAGAUGCUCAGCAGGGACGUGACCUUGGCAGUGAUAACAGUCACCCCAGGCAUCCAAGGACCAGUUUCUGAGGGAUCUCAUUUGCUGCUCACCUGCAGCCUUACACAUCCCCAGGGACAUGAACAUUUCCAGUGGAAGCACCUCAGUUCUGCCUCUGCUGGCAAAAAGUUGACUGUGGCCACCUCCCACAACCUGAAGGACAGCCGAGUCCAGACUGGCCCUACCUUGGAAAUACCCCAAGUGUCACAAAAGGAUGUGGGCAUCUGGGAAUGCAGUGUAUAUGGCCCAGAAGGCAGACUAGGAUCAGUGGAGUAUGGACUGCAGAUCACAGGUGCCCAGGUCUCCAGCCCUCCCACCAUCUUCAGUGGUCAGGUUACUUUUGGGCUCAUGCUCACCCUCUUCUUCCUGCUUAUGGUCUGUGUUCUGGCUCUGGGACUGCAAAAAAGGGUGCGUCUGCCUGCUUCCUUCCCAGCACUGGAACGGAUAGAUGCAGUCACUGUGCCAAAGGAGAUGGAAGAGAACCAGAAACAGACAAUCCAGCAAACAGAGUGCUGAUUGGAGCAUGGGCACCAGGCCUGGUCUGCAUGGGAGGAUGAAGCCCUGUGUGCUGUGCUGAAGAGGAAUGGGCACAUGCAGACCUCUGAGGAGGGUCUAGGGAUGGCAUGAGCAUUUCAGGAGACCGUGGGAGCUCUGCACCUGCAGAAAGGCUGGGAAUUGCAUACCAAGACAAGAUGAAAGCCACCACUGCAAUAAGGGAGCAGGUAGCACAGAUGCUUUGGAGCUGUUGGAAGCAUUUGGGCCAGCAGCCAUCGCCUGCUUCAGUUUCACUUCUCUCUCCCAGCUCUUGCCCCUCCUUACUGCCCUCUCAGCCUUUCUCUGCUGGGCACUCAAAUGCAGGAGGCAGCCAGAGCCCAGCUCCCUGACAACCCGUUGGUGUUUUCUCCCCAUGCCCAGUUUCUCCUCCCACUCCCUGCACUGCCCUGCUCCUGCACUCAUUCAGUGGCAGAAGGGAUCCUACAGAGAA
Messenger RNA from Lagopus leucura (white-tailed ptarmigan), 2002 nucleotides. RefSeq names its product lymphocyte activating 3 (gene LAG3). Gene Ontology annotation, molecular function: protein tyrosine kinase binding; MHC class II protein binding. The record is from RefSeq and is a predicted model, not a curated record. The transcript has 8 exons. Gene Ontology annotation, biological process: interleukin-15-mediated signaling pathway; positive regulation of ERK1 and ERK2 cascade; T cell activation. The coding region runs from base 1 to 1533 and encodes 510 amino acids. Gene Ontology annotation, cellular component: membrane raft; external side of plasma membrane. Lineage: Eukaryota; Metazoa; Chordata; Aves; Galliformes; Phasianidae.